Messenger RNA from Hemicordylus capensis (graceful crag lizard), 5955 nucleotides. RefSeq names its product inter-alpha-trypsin inhibitor heavy chain 5 (gene ITIH5). The record is from RefSeq and is a predicted model, not a curated record. The coding region runs from base 95 to 2968 and encodes 957 amino acids. NCBI's taxonomy places the organism in Eukaryota, Metazoa, Chordata, Lepidosauria, Squamata, Cordylidae. Gene Ontology annotation, biological process: hyaluronan metabolic process. Gene Ontology annotation, molecular function: serine-type endopeptidase inhibitor activity. The transcript is spliced from 14 exons.
CGUGGCCACAGGCAGCAUCAGGGAGCUUUUCCUUCCCAUCUUCUCCCAGUUCCUCUUUCUCUGCGGGGUUUGCUCCUGGGUGUGCCUCUGUGCCAUGGUCCUGCUGCCGUGGCUUUGCUGUGGUCUCUUCUCCAUCAUUUCCGCCCAGCAAGACCCUGUCCUCUUAGCCAGGGACCUGGUAGAGGCUGAGAUUAUGGAUUACAGUCUGAUUGACAAUGUCGCACGCAGAAUCCCAAGGCAGGUCAGAGUUCUCCAUAGGCUGGAGAUCAGGCCUCGGAUGUCUGAAUUCCUGGUGAAAUCCACCAUAAUUUCUCGCUAUGCUUUCACCACUGUCUCCUGCACUUUGGUGAACAGUGGCUCGGAGGCCAGGGAAGGCAUCUUUGAAAUGCAGAUACCUGUCACAGCCUUCAUCUCUAAUUUUACCAUGGUAAUUGGUGAAAAGGUUUACCAUGGGGAAGUUACUGGGAAGGACCAGAAGCACGGUGAUGCAGAGAGGAACAACAGAUAUUCAAGGCCCAGAGAUGAUGGGGAAGAUGGAGUCGAGACGUUCAAAGCCUCUGGAAUGAUUCCGCGGAAAGGGGAGGCUGUCUUCCUGUUGCACUACGAAGAGCUCUUGCAGAGGCGGCUUGGGAAGUAUCAAUAUACUGUCAGCAUUCGGCCCCAACAGCUGGUGGGGAGGUUACGUGUGGAGGUGAACAUCCUUGAAAACUCAGGAAUUACCUCUCUGGAAGUGCCACCACUCCAGAACAGCAAGAACAAAGGCAGUAGGAAUGAGGCAGAUGAUGUUUCUCCACCACCUUCAACAGAGAUUGGCCACACAAAAACUAUAGCCAAAGUGACCUUCAAUCCCAACGUGGUCCAGCAAGCCAAGAUUGCACGGAAUGGCAUUCUGGGAGAUUUUAUUGUCAGAUACGAUGUCAACAGGGAAUUGAGUGUUGGGGAUGUCCAGGUUUUGAAUGGAUAUUUUGUCCACUACUUUGCUCCCAAAGAUCUCCCUCCACUACCGAAGAAUGUUGUCUUUGUGCUUGACAGCAGUGCCUCUAUGGUGGGGACAAAGCUGAGACAGACCAAAGAAGCCCUCUUCACUAUUCUCCAGGAUUUGAGGCCUGAAGACCACUUCAAUAUUAUUGGCUUCUCCAGUCGAAUCAAGGUCUGGCAACAGGACCAGCUGGUGCCAGCGACCCUUGACAACAUAAGAGAUGGAAAGAUCUACAUCCACAACAUGUCACCUACAGGAGGCACCAACAUUAAUGGGGCCCUCCAAAUCAGCACAAAGAUACUCAGUGACUACAUCACCCAGAGUGAUGUGGAAAACCGAACCGUCUCCCUGAUUAUCUUCUUGACUGACGGGCAACCCACCAUUGGGGAGACCAAGUCGGCCCAGAUCGUCAACAACACCAAGGAGGCCAUUCGGGAUCGCUUCUGCCUCUUCACCAUCGGCAUUGGCAAUGACGUGGAUUAUAGAUUGCUAGAGAGGCUGGCCCUGGAGAACUGCGGCAUGAUGCGGCGGAUCCAGGAGGACGAGGAUGCGGCAGCACAGCUGAAAGGAUUCUACGAUGAGAUUGGGACACCUCUCCUUUCUGACAUCCGGGUAGAUUAUCCUCCUGACAGCGUGGAGCAGGUAACCCAGAACCUCUUUCCCAACUACUUCAAUGGGUCCGAAAUUGUCAUUGCUGGGAAGCUCCUCAAGCAGACGGCGAACAGUCUGCAUGUGGAAGUGACCGCCAGCAACAACGACAAGUAUGUCCUGCUGAAGACUGACGUGGCCAUAGACCUCUCCGGUAAGAACCACGUUGGGGGCGCGUCCAGUGGUGUGGAAGGCCCUGCUGGCGAUCGGAACUACGUUGAGCGGGCCUGGAGCUACCUCACCAUCAAGGAGCUGCUCACUUCCUGGCUGAAGAGUGAUAACAGUGAGGAAAGGGAGCACCUAAGGGAGAAAGCCAAGGAACUGGCCCUCAUGUACAACUUUGUCACCCCCUUCACCACCCUGAAGAUGAAGGAGCUGGCACUUCAGGCAGAGCCACCAGAGGAGGUCUACACUGGCCCAUCGACAGAAGGAUUUGGACAGAUUGUGCAGGGACUGCAGGGGCACAGAGCACCGUCGGGUUCUGUACCUGGUAAGCCAGUGAAGCAAAAAACUAAGGUCUCUAAAACAUCAGCGGAUGGUGACCCUCACUUUGUUGUCGAUUUGCCCCUGAGCAAGCUAACCGUCUGCUUCAACAUUGAUGGGGAACCAGGGGACAUCCUCAGAUUGGUUUCCGAUCACAAAAACUCCGGUGUGAGCGUGAAUGGUGAGCUGAUAGGAGCCCCGGCCCCACCCAAUGGCCACAAGAAACACAGGACCUACUUCAAAAGCAUCACCAUUCUCAGUAACAAGCCAGAACGAUCCUAUUUGGAGGUCACCCCUACGAAGGUCAUCUUGGACGAUGGGGAGCGGCUUAUCCUGGCUAGUGACCGCAGUGCUGUAGUGGGAAGCAAGAACCUCGAGGUGUCCAUCUUUGCCCAUUCCAACGUCACUGUGACGAUCCGAGGCACCAUCGGUUUUGUCAUUCUGAUCCACCAUUACAAGAAUCCUGCUCCCUACCAAAAGGAUCAUUUGGGGUUCUACAUCUCUAACAGCCAAGGGCUUUCUGCUGACUCCCAUGGGCUGAUAGGUCAGUUCUUCUACCAAGAUAUUCAGCUCACUCAAGAGCCUCUUGAUCAGACGCACCAUGUGGCCAGCUGGAACCAAACCCCAGAAACAGAUGUGAACUCCAGCAAUGUAUUAAAGCUGAAGGGGCGUCUAGUUCCCGUGGUCUGGAAACAGAGAAAGAUCUAUAACGGCGAACAGCAAGUGGACUGUUGGUUUGCCAAGAACAAUGCCGAGAAACUGAUAGAUGGACAAUACAAGGAUUACUUGGCCUCUCACCCCUUUGAUACAGGGACAAGCUCCUUGACAGAAAGCAGGCUUCACGGGGAGAGAAACUGACUUGCUUGUGACACACGUGAAAUCCAUCUCUCUCGGAAACCCUUAGACUUUGUCAGCGCUUUGUAAUGCCAAAGAAACUGAGCUUAAACAAGGCAAGUCCAUUCACAAGCCAGCUGGUUGGUCUCUGGCUAACUAAAGACACUUUCACAAGUGACUCCAGUAAGGCCUCUCUGUCUAACAGGUGUUUUUUGUUUUGUUUUAAGAGCUUGUGAAUAUGUUUCACGCAGCCCGGAAAACGCUUAUGGAAUGCCGGCUAUUCAGCUGGAAUGCGGUGGUGGAUGAGCAAUCUUAAGAAGAGAUACACAUUAUUGGGGGUUUCGCACUAUGUAGAGUUUGAGGUGGUGGGUUGCUGUUGAAACAAAAAGGCAUCAAUUAGCUCGUAUGAAGCAGUUUUAGAUCCAUUGAUUUCAGCGGGAAAGAGUUAAGCAGGCGGCUAACUUCUUUAUUCAGAUCAAUGGGAUUUAAAAUGUGCUUAGCUUUGGCUGGAUGAUGCCCAUCACAACCAGAUUGCAUCUCUGGAUGUAUGGCCUUUCCCAGCCUUGAAGAUGGUGAGAGUGGUAUUCCUAAGAGAAAUUCUACUGUGACGCAGUUACUGUGACAUUACUGUGCAGAAAUAAGGAAUAUAAAUUCAUUAGAGGCUACACUGCAAUCCGAAACAUGCUUAUUCAGAAGUAAGUCCCACUGAAUUCAAUGGGACGUCUUCCUUAGUACGCAUGUUUAGGAUUGCAGCUUCUCUCUUUUGCCUCGGAAUUGGAGGAUAUCCAUAUGCAAAGUGCAUUAUCCUCUUUAUUGCAAUUUGCAAUAAAGCAUCCAUCUGAGGUAGGUCAAUAUAUUAAUCCCAUUGUACAGAGGUUAAAAGUGAAUGAUUUGCUUAAGGAGAGGCAAUCUGGGACCCUGUUUUCCAGAUGCAAAUCUGUUGCUUUCUGCCAGGAGUUCUUAGAACUGGGGGCCCCGAUUUUGUUGGACUACAACACAGGAAGCUGCCUUAUACCGAGUCAGGCUAUUGGUCCAUCUAGCUCAGUACUGUCUACACUGACUGACAGCAACUCUCCAAGUUUUCAGGCAGAAAUCUUUCCCAUUCUUACCUAGCAAUGCCAGGGAUUGAACCUGGGACCUUCUGCAUCCUAAGCAGAUGUGCUUUCACUGAACUAUGGCUACAAAGGCCAUUGCGGCAGGGGAGGAUGGGAGUUGUAGUCCAACCCAGCAACAUCUGGGCCCCCAAGGUUUGACCCGUGCUAUAAGCAAGUCUCCAAAAGCCUGACCUGUGGAGAUGAAGGUCAGUUUGAGUCAGGGCUCAGUCCUGAAUUCCCUUUGGAAGGUCUCACCCAGGGCUAUGUGAAAUAAUAAAGAAAAGAUGUCUCCUAGGACACACAGAAUGAAUGUUUGCUUUAGUGAAAGGUCACAUCUGCUCAAACUAAAGGGCAGGAAUUCUAGUUCAUCACCUUGUAGGCAGGCUUGAGCACAUUCAUCUCUAUUGUAUUAAUUAAACACUGAGUGCAUCCAGGUUUCUCUGAGGCCCAAGGGGCAGGGCCUCGGCAUACAAGGUGGGUGCUUGCCAGAGCAGGAGGCGGAGCCUAGCAGGCAGUGGGUGGGGCAAGAGAACAGGCUGGGGAAGAACCGGACUGAUCUGGUGCCUCCAGUAAGGAGCUUGAUGGGGGAAGAGGAAACGCUCUUAAGCCAAGCAGAAUAGCCUCCCACCUUGAUUCUGGCCUCUCGACACUGGGGCUUUGCUCUUUUCCCCUGGAAUCCCUGAAGAGAGCAGCUGAAACUCUGGCAUUUCUGGGUCAGGCUUGAAAACGCUAUUCCCAGUCAGAUCGCUCACUGAGCAUUCUGUUGUAUCUAAUGGCACCACCUGGGCACUCUGGGUUUCUCAGGGCUUUUUCGGCUCGCUUAGAAAGUGCCAGUGAUGCAAGGGGUGAUUGAAAAUGCAAGCUAUGUUACUUUGGGAGGUAAGGUGGAGAGAUGGUCUUGGCAGGAUUCUUUGGGCCCCAGUCAUUGUUCCCAGUAAUGGAUUCCCAGAUGUAGAUGACUACAACUCCUAUAAUCCCCAGCAAAAGGCCACUGCAGCUGGGGAUGCUGGGAAUUGUAGGCAACAUCUGGAAAUCCCUCUUACAGGCAACACUGGUCCCAAUGCCUCCAGAAUACCCAAGACAUGUUGAUGCCUGGAGGGAGAAAGCCAAGUAGGCUCACUCCUCCUCCAUACCCUGCCUUCUCCUUUUCUCACUAAUAUUUCAUGAAUUUAAAUAUUUGCCAACAUGGUGCCCACGAUCUACUGCCUGAAUCUGCCCAUCUCAUUUUGCCUAAUGGCAGGGCCAGCUCUGCUAUGGGUUACAUAGGAAGCUACCAUACAGAGUCAGACCACUGGUCCAUCUAGCUCAGUAUGAUGUACAAUAAGAGUACUUCUCCGAUGUACCUGGUUGGCCACUGCAUGGAACAGGAUGCUGGACUAGAUGGGUCUUUGGUCUGAUCCAGCAAGCAGAUCCCAACUAUGGGUCCCUAGAUGUUGGUGGACUACCACUCCCAUCACCCGUAGGCACAAUGGGAGGGAUGAUAGCAGUGGUAGUCCCGCAACUUCUGGGGACCCCAGACAGGGAACCCUGGUGUACACUGAGUGGCUGUGGUUCUCUGUAGGGUUUCAGACCAGAGUUUCUCCCAACCCUACCAAGAGCAUUUCCAGAUGGGGCUUUUAACUCACUUCUCCUCCGGAAUGGAGGCUGUGCAUUCACAUAUCGGCCAGAUUUACUCCAAAGUCCCUGCGAGCUUUAGGGGAGCAUUCCACACACAAUUUGGGUUUUUCAUUGCCCGUUAAUGAAUAGCCCAAUUUAUGUCUGGGGUAAAAAUAUCCACUUUUUGUGUCUGAUUUUUUGGGGGGCGAAUUCGAAUUCACAGCAAACCCAUGGUAAAGGUUCCCCAUUGCAUCCCCUUCUCCCGUUGCAGUCUCAUAUUUCACUCCAGCUGUGCAAUAAUAAACUUUGUUAGUCACCCCA